Eimeria maxima is the source of this 1110-nucleotide messenger RNA. RefSeq lists its product as hypothetical. The coding region runs from base 1 to 1110 and encodes 369 amino acids. Lineage: Eukaryota; Apicomplexa; Conoidasida; Eucoccidiorida; Eimeriidae. The record is from RefSeq and is a predicted model, not a curated record. The transcript has a single exon.
AUGGAAGCGGCAGCUGCUCCAGUUAGCCCACCUAAUCCCGUUUUAGGGCAAGAUCAGCCGGUUGCCCGGCCUGGAUCUCUGAAGGGGAACAUUCGCGGUAACGACCGUGAGCUCAGGCUGGAUGGAACCUCUAAUGAUGAUGAAAGCCCACAGGUUUCUGAUGUCCGCGAAGAAAGGCGGGGACGGGUGUCUCGAUAUAAGAAGUCUGUGACUGCUUCCUGGGGGCUGGGGGAGGGCGUGAGCGGCAGGAUGACGGGGGCUGCGAUCCUCGGCCUGCUUUUGCUCUCCAUGAGUAUCCCUUUUGCGGUAUACAAAAUGCACCAGGGGCAGAUCGGGCGGCAGUACGCGUUCGACGCAUUACCUACCCAAGGCAGGGAAGCUGGAGAGCAGCACGGCCAGCAACAGGCAGCGGCGUCCGAGUUCACCGAAGCGACUGUAGGGCACUUUGAUGCGAUAGGUGUGCCUGUAACUCAAAACUUGCAGGCGACAUUUCUUUCCCUGAAGCACACUAGCGAUCAUGGUCUGCUUUUAUCGGUCCGGGAUUCGCGGUGGGAUUCUGUACGGAAGGAAUUCCUCGCUGAUUUGGAUAGGGUGGCGGAGAUACCACCUUCUGUGUUUGAAAACGAAUACAAGAGCGAAGAAAUUCUUCGACGUAUGAUGGCCAUGGAUCUGGCAUGUCUAGAGAAUGCUGCGGUGGAAACGAAAGUGGCGAUUGAUGACUUCCGAGCCACUCAUAAGGGAGGCUUUUCAGAUGAGCUGGCUGAGAAGUUUCAGGAAAACCUUCAGGCGAGGCGCGAUCAGGUGAGGGCAGCGGAGUUGUGGGAGACAGCUGUGGUGAAUGAUUUGCUGGGGACCGAUCCCGCCCUGAAGGACAGUAUGCUGAAACUUUUGCUUGCCGUACGAUCCAGAGCGACGAGCUGCGAAUACCUAACUACUACCUCGGCAGAGAUACUCUUCCCUUCAGAAUCUUCUGCUAGAGGGCAUGUGGAAGAAAACCGAGUUUAUGAGGGAGUCGCCUACCUCAUCAAGGCGGGCCAACUUGCGGCCAGCGACAAUUUGAUUAAAACAUAUGUGGCGCCCUGGUUGGCGAUUAUUUUCACUUCCUUCUAA